Cuscuta europaea is the source of this 1738-nucleotide messenger RNA. Lineage: Eukaryota; Viridiplantae; Streptophyta; Magnoliopsida; Solanales; Convolvulaceae. The record is from the annotation of a GenBank genome assembly.
GGGGUGUGAUCAUUAAGUCGAUUCUCGUUAGCCCACUUUGUAGUACGUAUACGAGGGCCCCCGAUUCUUUUCAGUUUUCAUAAUCGAUAGAUCAUUUGCAGUAGGCAAGGCCGGGUACAUUACUUCAGUUAGAAGAAUCGAUCAUAUCGCCAUGUCGUUCCCACUUCUUCUUCUUCUUCUUCUCGGAUUGUCUCUAAUUUUGCUCUCACCAGGUGAUUUUGUGAUUGAAGCGGAAUGCCGCAUCGGCAUAAACUAUGGGCAGGUCGGCAACAAUUUGCCUGCGCCGGAGAAAGUGCUGCAACUGUUGCAGUCUCUGAAGAUGGAGAGGGCCAGAAUCUACGACACCAACCCUCGCAUCCUCACCGCUUUCGCCCACUCCAACGUCCAGCUCAUCGUCACCCUCGAGAACGAAAUGCUCCCCCUCCUCGGCGCCGCCGAUCCCCAGCCCGCCCUCCAGUGGGUCGCCUCCCGCAUCCUCCCUUACAUCCCCGCCACCAACAUCACCGGCAUCGCCGUCGGUAACGAGGUCCUCACAUACGGCGGCGCCGCCCUCCCCUACCUCGUCCCCGCCAUGCUCAACAUCCGCGCGGCCCUCGCCCUGCACGGCGGCCUCCACCGCACAAUCCACGUCUCCUCCCCUUGCUCCGCCGCCGUCCUCUCCAGUUCCUUCCCGCCCUCCGCCGGCAGCUUCCUCCCGGAGCUCGGCGGCGUCAUGCAGCAGUUCUUGCAGUUCCUGGCGGAGACCAACUCGCCCUUCUGGAUCAACGCCUACCCUUACUUCGCCUACAAGGACGACAGCCGCAUGAUCUCGCUGGACUACAUCCUGUUCAACCCCAACGGCGGCACCGUUGACCCGCUGACCGGGCUGCACUACGACAACAUGCUGUACGCCCAAGUGGACGCCGUGAUCUUCGCCAUUUACCGGAUGGGGUUCGGCGGCGUGGAGGUGAGGGUGUCCGAGACGGGGUGGCCGUCCAAGGGUGGGCCCGAGGAGAGCGGGGCGACGCCGGAGAACGCGGCCAUUUACAACCAGAACCUGAUGAGGCGGCAGGCGGCAGAUGAAGGGACGCCGCUGAGGCCGAACGUGAGAUUGGAAGUGUACGUGUUCGCGCUGUUCAAUGAAGAUAUGAAGCCGGGGCCCGCAUCGGAGAGAAACUAUGGUCUCUUCCGCCCCGACGGGACUAUGGCUUAUAACGUUGUUGGCAUUGGUCCGAGGACGACGGCGACGUCACAACCCAAUGCGGCUGAAAGUAAUUAUUACCCUCCCUUCACCUCCACUCCACCAAACACUACAUUUUCUUCUGCAACUCAUCUGGUGAAGCGAUUAGAGUAUCAAAGCUUGUGUUGUUGGAUGUUUGUAUACGUGGUAAUCAGCUGGCCGCGUCAUAGGUUGCUAUCAUGACUAGUUUAAGCUAUAUAUGAUCGAGCCAAUAUGUUAUGUACUAUAUGCAUGUUUGGGCUAGCAGUCCACACCACUCCAGCUCGACACGAAUAUUUGCUGGCUGGCAGGCAGGCCAAACAUAUUAUAUCAUUCAACUUCAAUAUCGUAGCAGAUCAAAAAAUAAAUCGGAUCGUGAUUAUGUAGCAAAUUAUUAAAUUUAUUAAUUAUCCGAUUGUAUAUUAGGAAUUAUAUGUAAAUGUAUACUAGCUAUUGGUGUUUUGUUAUAAAUUCAUUGUUAUAUAAUAUGUAAUGAGAAACUAGUGUGAGAAGAUUAUUUAACUUAUAAAAGUGUGAAAG